AUGUGCCAGAUGGCGUCAUCGCCUGCCAGGUCGGCCGGUGAAGGCACAUCAGUCUCCUUCGUGGCAGGUGCUCCUCCUUCAGCUGGGUUGCUGGGAAUACCCCCCGCCGCCUCCGCCUCCCCGGUUUGGGGUUCAGGGUUGUUCCUCCUCCUGGGUGCCUCCUCGUCUUCCAACGAGAUUUCUUCCGAGGGACCAGUCCUCACGGGGAUUUCCGAUCUGGGUGGUUGGUUGCGCCCUCCCCUUCCGCCUCUCAUCCCCCCGCGCAAAACCCCUCGUUGUCCCCGCCCAGCCGCUCCCGCCGUUUCCGCCGCUCCGUUGCCACCGCGGCCCGCUGGCAUCCACGGCGUGCGGCCACCCCGUGGUGGUCCCCAGGUUAUCGCUCCCAGCCGUGCCGACCGCCUGGUCCCUACAGCCGCUGCCGCUACGUUCGUGCCUGCUGCUGCCGCUGUUGUACUUGUCACCGCCGGCGCCUCAUUGGUGGCGCGGACUUGGUUUCCCGGCGCCUGCGUCGGCGCAGCCUGCGUCGUUGUCUGCCCGGUGGAAUUCGCCACAGACGCUCCGACGUGA
This is a messenger RNA of Closterium sp. Naga37s-1, 567 nucleotides long. Lineage: Eukaryota; Viridiplantae; Streptophyta; Zygnematophyceae; Desmidiales; Closteriaceae. The record is from the annotation of a GenBank genome assembly.